ACAACUUUACCCCCGAUUGAAGAAUUCUAUAAUAAAUUAAGUGAAAGCAAUAUUAGUGAAGAAAAAUAUUCCCACGCACAAAGUGUUUGGCAGUCGUUUGAAAUAAAAAAUUUAGGCGAGUAUUCAGAUUUGUAUUUAAAAACCGACGUUAUUCUUCUGGCAGAUAUAUUCGAAAAUUUUCGAAAAACUUGUAUGGCAACACACGUUUUGGAUCCGGCGUGGUAUUUCAGUAUGCCCGGGUAUACAUGGGAUUGCAUGCUUAGAUUCACAAAAUGUCGUUUAGAACUUUUGCGCGACAUUGACCAAAUUAUGUUUAUCGAGCGGGCUAUACGAGGUGGAAUUUCGGUGUGUGUUGGUAGAUAUGCGGAGGCCAACAAUAAAUAUAUGCCCAACUACGAUUCAUCCAGGGAUGAUUCCUAUAUCAUGUACUUUGACGUCAAUAACCUCUAUGGCAAGGCCAUGUGCGAGCCUCUUCCUUACGGAGGAUUCGACUGGAUGUCUCAUCAAGAGAUUGAUUCAUUUAAUGUCAUGAACAUUCCAGAUGAAUCUUCCCAAGGAUAUAUCCUAGAGGUAGACCUGGAAUACCCGCAGAAAUUACAUGACACACAUAGAGAUUUUCCAUUUUGUGCCGAACAUCGAGUGCCCCCCAAUUCAAAGUUACCAAAACUAAUGACUACUUUGUAUAAUAAAGAAAAAUACGUCAUACACUAUCGCAAUUUAAAACAGGCUCUCAAAAACGGUCUCGUACUAAAGAAAAUUCACAAAAUAUUAAAAUUUAACCAAUCUCGUUGGUUGAAAUGUUAUAUCGAUCAUAAUAAUAAAUUAAGAACCCAAGCAAAGACAAAAUUUGGUAUAAAUUUAUACAAAUUGUUUAAUAAUGCCGCUUACGGUAAAACAAUGGAAAACAUUCGCAAGCAUCGUAUUGUUAAAUUUGUUAAAGCGUGGGAUGGUCGCUACGGUGCGAAAAAUUUAAUUUCUAGUCCUAGAUUUCACAGUAGAACCAUACUUGAUAACAAUUUGUUGCUUAUAGAAUUAAAAAAAUCGGAACUUUGCUUUAAUAAGCCACUUUAUAUUGGAAUGUCCAUAUUGGAUUUGUCGAAAACGACCAUGUACGAGUUUCAUUAUAAUUACAUGCUUCCAAAUUUGGGUCCCGAAAAAUGUAAAAUUCAAUACAUGGAUACGGACAGUUUCAUUUAUAAUAUCAAAUGUUAUGACGCAUAUGAAAGCGUUAUUAAGGCCGAUUUAACAAAAUUUGACACGUCUGAUUAUCCUAAUGACAAUCCCUAUAAUAUACCGCAAAUCAACAAAAAGGUUUUGGGGUUGAUGAAGGAUGAGACUAAUGGCACCAUCAUUAGUCAUUAUGCUGGGUUAAGGUCGAAAAUGUAUACUUUCAAAAUUUUAACGGGUUCGGUAGUUAAAAAGUCAAAGGGUAUUCAGUACAAUAUUGUAAAAAAUAAAAUUUCAUUUGAUGACUACGUAGAAUGCUUAACAAAUUUUAGGGAAAAGUACGCCACUCAACGAACCAUUCGUUCAUACACUCACAAUGUAUUUAGCAUCGAACAAACAAAAGUUGCCUUGAGUCCUUUAGACGAUAAACGUUAUCUUUUGCCGAAUUCAUAUGAAACGCUUCCGUGGGGACAUUAUAAAGUGCCGUAAUUAUUUUUUAAUAUAUUUUUGUUACAGAUUAUGGUCAAACAACUUACAUUAGAAAGCCUUUGUAUUAUAACAAUUUGCGAAAAUAUUAGGUGUAGUGCUGAUUUUUUGCUUGAGUCACCUUUGCCUUGGAAACUAACGAUACUAAUAUUUAAAUAUUAUUCGAAAUAUAGAUGGAGGUACCUUAAACAACUAGCGCUCCAGUCUGAUGGCAAUUCUUUAUUAAAUUUAGAAUUCAUUCUGUUGAAUAAGAGAUUUGGAUCGUCUUACAGAAAUAGCAUUUUGGCAACUCCAACCAUUGAUUUUGACGGAGAAUCCGCUUACUGUUUAUGGGUCAGUUAUUACAGGAUAAAAUAUUCGGAAAUUUUAGUUUACUUUUAUUGGAUCACUAUCAUUUACAGCUGGAUAUAAAUAAUUUGAAUGAUGUAUAUCACGAUAAACAAUUUUGGUGUCAAAGCUGCUUUGAAGAAGUUUUGUUCACUGUAGAAACUGAAGAUGAAUGUAAUUUAAUGCUUCACGAUGAGAGAAAAUAUGGAAAAAAGUUACGCUUUUCUGAUAGCACAUUGAACUAUUAAUACUGUGGUUUUAUUAUAACAUAUGUAACUGUAGAUAAGGCUUUUAUGUAUUGAUUGUAUGCCAUUGUAUUGCAACAAGAAUAAACAUGUAUAUAUUUAGACGCUAUUUUCUUUUUUACCACCACCACAACACCGCAUAAUAAUUACACAGAAGUUUGUAAUUGUAUAAUUUAUUUAUUAUAUACAUUAUUACUAUUUUACAAUUUCGUUAAAUGCUAAAU
This is a messenger RNA of Cylas formicarius (sweet potato weevil), 2449 nucleotides long. RefSeq lists its product as uncharacterized. Lineage: Eukaryota; Metazoa; Arthropoda; Insecta; Coleoptera; Brentidae. Bases 193 to 1656 code for a protein of 487 amino acids. The transcript has 2 exons. The record is from RefSeq and is a predicted model, not a curated record.